UUCAUUUUUGAUUUUUCUCGUCUGCUCUCUCUCGCUCUUAGUUUCCUUCCAACACCAUUACACCAAGCUAUUGAUGAGAGUUGCAGCAGGUUAAGAAGACUUCGAAUCGACGAAAUCGAACAUUGGCAUAAAGCUUGACCAGUAGAUCGUCAACAAGUACUACUACUGCCACAUUAUCAUGAAUCAUCAUCAGGUCUACAUGGCUUGACCAGUAGACAGUCUACAAGUACUACUACUGCCACUGCCACAUCAACUUUCUCACGGGAAAGCUUUGAUAAUGAAAUUGCGGUGUCUUCUCUUGGUAGCAUUGUCCGUAUACUCCAUGUUGCGUGUGAAGUCAAACCUGUACGCCCUUGUGUUGGUGGUUAUCUCUUUUUGUUUGAUUGAGCAGGAAAUUAAGUCUCCUCUAUAGGGUCAAAGCGACUGCUGCACUGGAAAUCGAGAGUGUUUACCAGCAAUACUGUCAGCAGUAUGUUCGAACCCUGGACAAGGGGGAGGAAGCUGAUAGGUAAUUUAUAAUCUCAACUUAGUCUUUUUUGAUGUUAAUCGUUGGGAGUCAUCAGAUAGCAACAGUCUUUGUUAGUUGUUUUUCCUUGAAGUUUGUCUUUAUUUGUUGAAAUAAGUUAGAUAUAUGGCUAGCACUUCUGAAAACAGUAGUUUAUCUAACUCUAGGAGUUCAACAUCUCUAGAUUUAUCUUACAAUGAUGGUAUAAAUGUCAAUAUGACAUCAUGUAAGUUGGAUGAUUUCAACUACCUUGUUUGGUCUCACUGGGUGAAGCUUUCAUCACCGGUAAGGAAAAGAUUGGGUAUUUGACUGGAACCAAGACAUGUCUAGAAAGCUCAGACCCUACACGAGACUUGGAAGAAAAUGCCCUAAUAAUGAGUUGGUUGUUAGGUUCUAUGUCUCCUGAUUUAAGGAGCAGUUUUAUGCGCCUAACCACUGCAAAAGAACUGUGGCAUGCAGUUUCUCAGAUUUAUGUGGUGAGUGGUGAUGCUACACAAAUCUACGAGUUGAAUUAUAGAGUUAUAGUGACAAGGCAGAAUAAUAAACCCUUGUCAGUCUACUAUAAUGUUCUUCAAGCUUCGUGGCAAGAACUUGAUUUCCUCCGGACGUGUGACAUGGAGUGUGUUGCUGACACCGCCAAGUUGAAGAAGAGAAUUGAAAAUGGUCGAAUUAUUGAGUUCCUUGUUGGUCUAGACUCAGAUUCUGACCCCAUUAGAAUUCAAAUACUGGGAAAGGAUCCAUUGCCUACACUUCGGGGAGUCUAUGUAAUUGUGAGGUCUGAAGAACUACGCAGGGUUGCUAUGACACUUCCAAUGGCUCAAGAAAGUUUAGCAUUGAAGGCUGUUAUCACCUCCACUCAUGUUUCAACAGUCACAUCAGGAAACAACCACAAGCCUGACGAGAAAGACUCACUAAAUUGUGACUAUUGUAACGAGAGAAGGCAUACUAGGGAGACAUGCUUCAUGCUCAAUGGGCGUACACAAUGGCAGAACGAUAAUAAGAGAGGGGGUUUCUCUGGUGGCCGUGGUGGAGGAAGAAGAGGUCGAAAUGGUGGCCCAAGAGCUAUCACACAACUGAUGAGGAGAAAUUUCCAUCUAUAUCAACCAAUACUUCUUCCCAACCAUCUCAAGCCCAAAUGGAGCAAAUGAUAAAGGACUAUGCCCGAUUGCUGUCUUCCAAGGAGAAUUAUGUUGGGUCGACUUCUAUGGCUCAAUCGGGUAGCAAAGGCACCUUUGAUAAUGCAGCCAUACCUUCAUGGGAACAACCUAAAGAUCCUUGGAUUGUUGAUAGUGGAGCAACUGAUCACAUGUCUACCAAAUCUAAUAUGUUUUCCACUUACAAUCCCAAUCCUAGUAAACCAUGUAUCUUGGCUGCUGACGGGUCUCCAACUAUUGUCUCUGGUGAAGGAAAUAUUCCAAUAACUAGCUCCAUGUCCCUUUCUAUGGUGUUACAUCUCCCGAAUCUCUCAUGCAAUCUCCUCUCCAUCUUUCAGAUAACUAAAGCAUUAAAAUAUUGUGUUACCUUCUUUGUCAUACAUUGUGUUUUUCAGGAUCUUCGCACAGAGAAGACCAUUGGUCAUGGUAAGGAGAGAGGAGGUCUCUACUACCUUGAGUUACAAGAGAUGGAACAAGAGAGCAACACAAAAGCAUGCAAAUCAACAAGUGAAUCUAGUUCUGAAGAACAAGUCUGGUUAUGAUAUAAACAAUUAGGACAUCCUUCUUUUGGGUAUUCGCAAAGGUUGUUUUCUAAGUUGUUUUCAGAACUUGAUAUAUUUAAAUUUCAUUGUGAA
Messenger RNA from Papaver somniferum (opium poppy), 2294 nucleotides. Its product is annotated as callose synthase 5-like. The transcript has 3 exons. Bases 880 to 1653 code for a protein of 257 amino acids. Lineage: Eukaryota; Viridiplantae; Streptophyta; Magnoliopsida; Ranunculales; Papaveraceae. The record is from RefSeq and is a predicted model, not a curated record.